GCCCCCACCCCUCCAUGGCUUCCCACCGCAAGCGCGCGGGGCCGGCGCCGCCCUCGCCGCCGUCGCCGCCGCCCUCGUCGUGGCCGGAGGAGCGCGGGGAGCGGGAGCAGGGCCUGUACAGCCUGCACCGCAUGUUCGACAUCGUGGGCGCCCACCUGACCCACCGCGACGUGCGCGUCCUCUCCUUCCUCUUCGUGGACGUGCUGGACGAGGCCGAGCGGGGCCGGAUCCGCAGCGGGCGCGACUUCCUGCUGGCCCUGGAGCGGCAGGGCCGCUGCGACGAGAGCAACCUGCGCCAGCUGCUGCAGCUGCUGCGCAUCAUCACCCGCCAC
Molecule: messenger RNA, 332 nt
Organism: Corapipo altera (White-ruffed manakin)
Lineage: Eukaryota; Metazoa; Chordata; Aves; Passeriformes; Pipridae
Product: death effector domain-containing protein-like
Exons: 1
Biological process (GO): regulation of apoptotic process
Molecular function (GO): protein binding
Source: RefSeq, a predicted model, not a curated record